CGUCGACAAACCUACCUAACAAGCCACAUGUACUAAGAACAGCUCAUGCUUGCUCGGACACAAGUUCUUCCACUCCUUUGUCCACCAGUUCCUUGCGACUCCUGAACACAUUCUCUUACUAUGAUCGUUCGCCGGUAUUUGUAUCGCGUUCCUCUAAGUGAACUUGAGAUAAUACGGUCCAUGUCGAAUGAAGACCCUUCCUGAUACCAUUAGGACUUGUCAAGCAGACAACUGCUAAGCAAGGGGGAGCCUUAUUAACAUGGAAGAUUUAGUGGAUAUCCCAGAGGACUCUAUGCGACAUGUUGAAGCACUUCUGGCGAGACAUCCUCCACAUUUAAUCCAAAGGAUGUUUGCACAGACUAUCGAGUCACGACGCAACUCUGUUGCUUCGUCCUUCAUGUCAAUACAUAGCGCAUCUACGCAUUCCUCGUCAUCGUCAAAUUCGUCAUGGCGUUCUCAUCUUUCUAUGGCGUCUACGUCUUCGACAUUGAGUGCGAGCAGUGAUAUGGCUCUUCCCAAUGCGUCGUUGACUUCAUCGCGUUCAAGGAUGAGACGAACAGAACCACGCUCAUAUCCCGUUGAAUUGGACCCAACACGAUCAAAUCCUGCCCUGUUGACUUCUGUUUCGAACGUCAGUAGUCCUCUUGAAAUGCAGACUGAUUCGAAUUAUACGCCUACGGAUGACAUUAGUAUCGCGUCGCCUGUUACGCUUCCUGGCGAAAGGUCGCAAGAUCAAACUGGCGAAUCGUGCAUGUUUUGCACAUACUGCGCUGAACAAAAGGUUCUGAAGACGUUCAAAGCUAAAUCCGACUGGAAAAAACAUGAGACAAGGAUGCACGAGACUGGAGAAAACUGGCCCUGUAUCGUGAACGGCUGCAACCGCAUAUUCGACAGACAAAAGGAUUUCAUCAAACACCAUCAGCGCUAUCACUCCGGACAGCCUUUGCCAUCUUUGACAGACAUUGGCAUUACACUUCUUCCGCGAAAAGUAUUCGGCUGUGGGUUCAACAAAUGUAAAGAGGUCAGCAUUGGAUGGGACGAGCGAUGCGAUCAUGUAGCCAAGCACAUGAAAAACGGUACUACAGACCAAUGGACGGAAUGGAAAUAUUCCAACGUGAUCCGCAAUCUGAUGCGACAAGGAGCCUUGCAUGGAUCUUGGAAAGAGCUGAUCGCAGAUUUGGAUGAAAGAUUAUGGGAGAGUCGAUCGCGCAUCUGUUGGUCUCCGGAUAACACCAGGAUCCUUAGGCAAAAACUCCAGUGUUGCGAUCUUAGGCCGAGUCGAGAAGAGGUCCUCAUCACGGCCAUGAGUCUACGGUCUGAUAUUGUUCUCGACCAUGUACACCAACUGCUGCCGGCUGGAUUCGUCGUUCCGAGCAGAGACUCGAUAGUGAACGUCGAAAAGCUAACGCGCGAGCAGCGCAUGCACAUUCUCAACGGGAACUCGAACACUCAGCUCUACCGAACACGCUUAGCCUCCAUCAAUGCCGCACUUCUGCGCGCCAGCAUCGCAACGUCGCAUACUCCUGCCUGGGAUUGCAGAUCGCCGCCGUACAACGAGCCCAUAUCUCCGGUUGACGACACCAUGAACCGCCGCAUCAGUUAUAUGGAUGUUGACCCUGCAGAAUUUUUGGACCUCGCGCAACCAGCUAUACCUGAUCUUCCAUCAACCAUGAAUACGCCGGCAUCCAACGCGCCACACCCUCCAGUCCUGGCUAACGAGCAAUACUCUCAUUCGUACGCAAACAACUUUACGCAGCAAGAACCUCCGACUGCCAAUCCACUUGGAUCUUUUUACCCAAGCUACUUCGAUGCCGCACCCCAGUUUGAGGAAUCCCAGUAUUACGACCGCCGCUCGUUGAGCCAGAUGAUCUCAAGACCAUUGCAGAAGAUUGGAAGCCGGUUCAGCACCUCCCGAAAUAGUCCAGAUUCAGUUUUGUCGUCCCAAACAAGUCAUCCAGAACUCAACAGCGCUGAAUUCGCGAUGCAAACCCCCGUGGCCGCGAUGAACAUGCGACAUUUCCAUCAACAACCCCAACAGCAACAACAAGUUUAUCAACACCCAGUAUCGCAUGCUCCUUCAUUUCAGUACCACAAUUCUACACAUACGCAUGACCCGCAUUCGUUUCCGCCUCAGCGUUGAUCGGUGAGAUUGCGUCUUGUCAUUUCCUUUGUUUUUCAGCGAGCAUAUAGACCUUGGUCAUCUACGUCUUUUUGCGUUUCAUUGAUACCCCAUGUGCCUUUAGCAUAAUGAUAGACAUGUACAAUAAUGUAUAACGACGGUAGGGCAGGCGCAUCGGUAAAUCCAUAAGGCAAUUGGCAUUUUUCAAUACAUAUAUAUCAUAGGAUUGGGCGUUUGUUCAUGUUUCUAACGGGCGUCUGGAGCAUCAUGCAAUUCAAAG
This is a messenger RNA of Dothidotthia symphoricarpi CBS 119687, 2399 nucleotides long. RefSeq lists its product as uncharacterized. The coding region runs from base 260 to 2140 and encodes 626 amino acids. The record is from RefSeq and is a predicted model, not a curated record. The transcript has 2 exons. Lineage: Eukaryota; Fungi; Ascomycota; Dothideomycetes; Pleosporales; Dothidotthiaceae.